CGAACCGAGCGCACUUGCGAUGGUCCCGACACGAAGCUGCACUGCUUUCAAUAAAAAAAUUUAAAUCACUUCCACGGUUUAAGACGAACAAAAUGGAGUCUCAUGCGCAGGAAGAAACUGAGAGUACUUUGCCGGAGAUUCAGGACGACGGGACUGAGGCAACCAACAUUGACGACGACGAAGUUGAAGAACUUCAUAACAGUUUAAAGGAAGUAGUUGACGAUCCGGCCGUAAAGCCCAAGUUCCAGUGCCUGAUGGUGGACCCGUCGUUUUCCAUGGUGACUGUACAGAGCGAGGACAGUGGGAUUGUGUGGGAGACUGCGUCAAGCAGGUGCUCAACCCCAUGGGCAUCAGAAGCCAGCUCUCCAUCAGAUUCAUACAGCCUGGAGGGUUCAGGGACACAGGGUAAUAUAGUCAUCAUUAUGGAUGAAGAUAAGGUGAAAAGAAGGAAAAAAACAAGCAGUAAAGGGAAGUUGGGUGACAGGUUUCGCAGACCAGGCUCCAGAUUGUCAGGCCCUGCAAUAGGAGAGGAGAGACCUGCAAUGAUUGAAGUCUCUGUGCCAAAUAUAAGAUGUGAAGAUUCAGAGAAUGGUCAAACAGCAGAGGGAAAACCAGACAAGGAUCAAGAGCUAUUUAACUUGAUUUCUGAGGGUUUUGAAAUCCUCAAUAUUGUAGUACCAUCAAAACUUCCUACAGUGGAUGAGGAAUGCAGUACAGAAUUGCCAGACAAUUUGUCCUACUUGGAGGACACUCCAAAGAUCAAAACAAAGUGCACACAUGAAAGCUUAGCUCCCACCACCAUUCCUAAGGACACAGACAUAGAAAUUCAGAACGUAAAAGAAGACAGUCCCACAGACUUAUCUCAGACUUCUGCUAAUGAGCAGCUCAAGACAGAUGAACAUGAUAUGGACUACUUAGAGAAAUUCACACUGCUAGAUCAACAUGCACCAGAUGAUGAGUCUGAGAAGCCUGGGCCUACACAGGAUAUCCAGCAAGAGGAGCCUAAGGUGCCAGAACAAAAGGUGGAGGACACAGUUGAUGAGAGUUCCUUUGUCAUUGUCACUGAGGUUGAAUUCGCAGAUGAUCAUCUAGAUGAAGUGUUUUAUGGAGGAAGUUGCAAUGCAGAACCAUCAAACCAUAAAGAAAACAAAGCACCUGCAAGUGGGAGCUUUAAAAUACUCAAAGAGUGUGGUUCAACUUUAUUUGGCAGCCAGGAGACUAUCCUUACUCCGAUUUUCCUUCCCCCUGGCCCACCCAAGAUCAUAGAUCAAGUACUCCUAGAUGAGCCACGAGCAUUGUCGUUCCAUUACUCAGAUCUUUAUGAAGAUGCUCUUGGUGAUAGAAAAAAUGAGGAUGACACCUCAGACAUCGAAAGUGUUGUUUCAGAAAAGUCAUUUAAAAGACGUUAUUCUGAUUCAGAUGAAGGAGAUGGCUACCUGGAGAAAUUCAUAUUGAAAGAUGACACUCCAGUGGUUGAAGAUGUACAAGAGGUUGACACUGCACCCAGUGACAGAGUGAUAUGGCCAGAAAGUAAAUUUGAAAUGACUGGAUGUUUAAUUCGUGUUAAGGAUGAUGCUCCCCAAGAAGAGGAUGUUGGUGCCGAUCAAGCCGAGUUAGAGAGUGAACAUGAUGUUAAAGAUGAAUGUCAGCCUUCAUAUUCGUCAAAGGACUGUGAGGAUUGUGAUGGGCUGCAAACUGGCUGUGUAACUGUUAAGAGUGUUUCAGAGAAUUUAAAGGGAUGUGAAGAUUGUGAUAUGAAAACUGGUUGUGCGUCCCAAAAAACUGUCUCAUCUGAUAAACUUCCUUUAAUAAAAGAGCUGCAUAAAACAGCAAAUCAAGAAGUAGAUAAAAUGUUAUUGAUAGAAGAUGGAAAACAAAGUGAAGUUCGGGUAUUAAAACACAAUGACAAACAGGUUUCCGGUGAUUUAAUAGAAGAAAAUGUAACUGGACUGAAUGAUAAAGUUGAGAUUCAAGAAACCAUUAGUAUUACCAAGGAAGAAGCAUUGGGCAAGGGUCAGCAAGUUACAACUACAACACAAGAAUUAGGUAUAACUAAUUUAGUGAAAGAUUUUGAUAUAAAAGAUACAUCACCAAAAAGUACAGCUGAAGAAAUAGGAAGCCAACUUCAAGAAGAAAUCAGUCAAAAAAAGCUCUGUGAAUCAGAGAAAUGUGAAGAUGAGACCAUGAAUUUUGGUGAAAAAAUUAUAGAAUGCCAUGUAAUAAAAGAGAUACCUGCUUUAGAGGAAGUCCUGAAAGAUACUGCAGGGAAGCAGGAGCAAGUCACUGACAAAACUCUGGUCCCAGAAGUGGAAGAUGUAAACAGUGAAAUCAAAACUACGCAGAAACAGAAACGUUUAUAUGAAGCAGGUACGACUGAAGAGAAAGUUGAAGAAUCCAAGGUUGAGGUUACAGAAAAGCAAAAAGAACUGAUUGAGACAGACACAAUGACAGUGUUUGAUAGAAAGACUUCAGGUACAGACAGUGUAACAACAGAGAAGAAAGAAUCUGUCUUUACACAUGGGAAGAAAGAUGAGGAGACAUACUUAGAGUUACCAACAGGUGAUGAUCUCAGAGAGAUCUCGACUGAUACCAAAGAGCCUGAAAGUGAUGUUAUGUGUCCUCCUGCUCCUGAGAUCACUGAACGGGAUCUAGCAUCAGAAGUGGUUGAUGAGGAAGGUGGCAGGGACGAGAGCCAAGCGUUAGCAGAUGUUUUAAGUGAUUCACAUGCUGAGAUUGAGAUGAUUUCACUCAUUCCUGCUAAGGAACCAGAUGCCUCAUCCAAAAUUACUGUGUCAGCCACUGCAACUAAGGAAGAGAUACUGGAUGUAGUUAUAGACAGAAGUAAGUUAGAGACCACUUGUGAGGCCCAUAAGCCUGUACACCAAGUAGAUAUGAACAAAGUAGAUGGUGUCUCUAAAGUGUCAGUACAGCAAGUGGAAGGAGAAAGUAAAAGUAAAACCAAAAAAAUACUUCUAAAGGAUACACACAAAGAAGAGUUCUGGAGAACUCUGGAACCUGCAAGUCCUUCUUCUCCAAUGGAGAUGCUGGACUCAACAAUGAGGGUUUCACCUUUAGAAGAUGUAGAUUAUAUUAAAGAAAAUGAUAAAUUUGCCAUGGAUCGAAACAUAAAAAGAGACAAAGUCCCCUUUUCAACUUUACGUAGUUUCAGCCCACUGGAAGACCUUUCUGGCUUUGGCCGUGAUUUGACAGAGCCUGAUUUGCAAAAGGAAAUUUAUGAGGAGCUAGAUUAUGAGAUGGUCACUGAGCACGAUGCAAGGCAGUCAGAGACCGAAGUAACUGUAGCUAAAGAAGAAUAUCUGGAACAUGGCCAGGAUCAAUCUCAAGAGCCUACAUUUGAGGCAGACUAUGAAUUUAUUGAGGACUUGGAUAGUACCCAAAUGUCAGAGCUCAGUCAAAUGAAGGAAAAAGUAGAAAUUCAGCCAAUGGAUGCAUUUUGCCUUGUCUGUCGUUGCCCAAUCUUAUUGAGUGAUGGUGGGCAUGGAAUUCAUGAGGUGUCAACGUUGGAAAAAGCAUUUGUAGACAUUAAGAAUCAGUUGAGUAACUGCAUAUCAGUUCUACAAGAAAGAUCAGAAAACAUUGAGGAUAUGGUUUCCGAACUUGAGAUGGCGUACAACUCUGUGGAGGAGCAAUGCGAGGACGGUGAGAAAGCCCUGGAUGAGCAAAACAAGGAGAUGAUGAAGCUGGUGAUGGAGAGGUAUAAUGAAAUGUCUCAGGCAAUGGAGGAGGAGAAAAAGGCCAAACUUGAGCAGCUUUACGAUCAAAUAGUGUCUUUCCAAAAGAGCAUUGACUCAGCCAAGGAGACGAUGGAAGUGACCACAAAAGAGACGGAAGAGACGGAUGAGUUAGCAUUUCUGUUGUCAUACAAAGACAUUGAUACAAGGUUAAAAACAGCUUUAGACUCAGUCAUGCCUCUAGAGCUUGGCCCACGAGGUUUGCUUGUAUUUGAAGAUUAUGCCAAAGGUACCACAGGAAAUGGGAAGAGAAACCGGGAGGUGAUUCCAGUGCCCCAGCAACCCCAUCUUCAGCCGCAGGAAGUUAAUUCUGGCACAAGCGCCUCUGUCACUGUGUACUGGACAGUGAAUGAAGGAGACAUCAUUGACUGUUUUCAGGUCUACUGCAUGGAAGAACCUCAAGGAGCCAUCUCAGAGGAGUACAGAGUGACAGUGAAGGAGAGUCACUGUAAUCUGGAAGAGCUGGAGCCAGAUAAGUGCUAUAAAGUAUGGGUGAUGGCAGUGAACUACACUGGCUGCAGUCUGCCCAGUGAGAGACUUCCUUUUAGAACAGCCCCAUCUGUUCCAGUGAUUAACCCAGAAGCCUGCACAGUUUUGUGGGAAUCUGCUACAAUCCGCUGGAGCUUGUCUCAGCCCAGCGCUGCCGAGAGCUUCACUCUAGAGUACUGCCGCCAAUACGCCUUGGAGGGAGAGGGCCUCAGGUCUGUGUCUGGGAUAAAAGGCUGUGAGCAUAAGGUCCUCCUUCAAUCCAAUGAGAACUUCCUCUUUUACAUCAAAUCAGUGAACAGUGCAGGAGCCAGUGAUCAGAGCGAGGCAGCUCUUAUCUCCACACGAGGUACCAGGUUCCACUUACUGAGUGAAACAGCUAAUAUAGCGCUGAAGGUUUCUGAAGACAAGAGCUCUGUGCAGUAUCCUGUGGAAACCUACAAUAAGAUGUCCACACUUAUAGAAUGUCCAGCAGUUAGAGGCGAGCUUCUACCGCGAGUUGGAUAUCAUUACUGGGAAACGGUGGUAACUGGCUGUAAAGCCUACCGCAUUGGUGUUGCCUAUCAGACAGAACCACAGGACAGCACAGUGGGUGACAGCAGCACCUCCUGGUGUCUGCACUGUGUACCCACCUCCAUCAGCUGUAGGUUCGAGCUACUUCACGACAGCGUGGAAUCGGACAUUUUUGUUACGGACGUUCCUGCUCGAAUUGGCGCUCUUCUGGACUUCAUACAGGGCCGCUUGGUCUUCUUCAACGCUCAGAAUGGCCAGUGUCUGGGCUCUUUCCAACAAGCCUUCAUCCAGCCCUGCUACCCCAUAUUCACCCUGGAGAGACCUGGGAACCUAGAGCUUAAGAUGACCACAGAGGUCCCAGAGUUUGCCAAGCAGUGGUAGCUCUAGGAUUUCUGGAGAAUCUGUCUUUAUUUUAUUGCCCUUGAGAUUGCAAUCUAUCAGACUUUGUAAAUGUGUGUCAUAUUUUUUAGGUAUUUAAAAAAUAAUUUGACAUUUCAGGCUCAAAGGUUUAAACAUAAAGUAUUUUGUUAAAGGGAUACUGCAGCAUUUUAAUUCAUCUCUGUCUAGCAUAUAGAAUUACCGUACUGGGACAAAAAUGGGAAAAUAUAUGGCUGGAACUAACAAUAAUUUAAAGCCUUUUUU
This is a messenger RNA of Tachysurus vachellii, 5393 nucleotides long. RefSeq names its product cardiomyopathy associated 5 (gene cmya5). NCBI's taxonomy places the organism in Eukaryota, Metazoa, Chordata, Actinopteri, Siluriformes, Bagridae. Gene Ontology annotation, molecular function: protein binding. The record is from RefSeq and is a predicted model, not a curated record. Bases 93 to 5132 code for a protein of 1679 amino acids. The transcript is spliced from 13 exons.